GAGAGAGAGAGAGAGAGAGAGAGAGAGAGAGAGAGAGCUUGUAGGACCGGUUUACUGCAAGGAACAUUACAGACCUGCGUUAAAGGCUUUAGCUCGAUCAGAGCAGAUCAGAUCUGGAUUAAGCAAAGGAAGAUUAGAUCUGUUUCGAAAGGUGAGGCAUCGAGAUAAUAAUAACAGGCUCUGUGGGAUUAAGCACUGAAAGCGGGCUGCUCUCAGGCGCCCAGCGGUCAUCAUCCUCAUCCUCAUUCACCAUCCUCCUCUUCAUCAUCUCCUGUGCCUGCAGUGAGAACAAAUCCUGGUGCAUUGUGGUCACCAUCACGUAACCAUCGGGAGAGCUGCGGAGACGGCGCGAUGGCCACUCUUCUGAGAAAGAUCGGUCUGAUCCGCUUGCACGACCGAGACACAGAGGACCCCAAGCACCAUCCGAAAGGGACUAAGCAGGGGAAUCAGAAAAACAGCACCAAGCACUGUCACCAAAACGAGACCAACAUCCUUAGCACCCCAGAAAUCAAGGCCAAGCGCUCGGACGUCUCCGCCGCCAAAGACAAAGCUCCUGCGAAGGACAAACCGAGCAAAGAGACGAAGGAAAAGCAGCAGACGGGAAGCGCGAAGUCGAGCACAAGCUCCGUUCCACCACCGCUGGCGCCGAACAGGCAGCACUGCGCGCAUGUGAGGACGCGGCGCCUCAUGAAGGAGCUGCAGGAGAUCCAGCGCCUGGGAGACGACUUCAUCACGGUAGAACUCGCCGACGACAACCUGUACGACUGGAACGUCAAGCUGCACCAGGUGGACAAGGACUCGGCGCUGUGGCAGGACAUGAAGGAGACCAACACCGAGUACAUCCUGCUGAACAUCUCCUUCCCAGACAGCUUCCCGUUUUCGCCGCCGUUCGUGCGCGUACUCACGCCGAGGCUCGAGAACGGCUACGUGCUGGACGGAGGAGCCAUAUGCAUGGAGCUGCUGACGCCGCGCGGAUGGUCCAGCGCCUACACCGUGGAGGCCGUGAUGAGGCAGUUCGCCGCCAGCCUCGUCAAAGGACAGACAUUGCUUGCAAAAGCAUUUCUACCAGAAAGGCCUCGGUAUCUUACACACUGCAGCUUUAAUAUUACAGCUUGGCCUGUCGAUGGAGGAUUUGCUCUUCACUGACGUUUGUAAAGCACGUGACUGGCACUUCGGAAGGUACACGGAAAGACACUGCAGCAGGGGAAAGACGCUGACUAACCUCGCAGAUGUCUUUCUUUCAAGGUGUCUAAAAAUGCUUUAGCAUGCCAAAUUUAUUGCCCAUGGCCUUUCGCCUUCAUUGCCUGAAGUAUUCAAGGGCGAUUACCAAUCAAGGCAGUGCUGACACAACAGUGUCCCGGAGGAGCUAAAACCGAGAUAUGGUACUGCAUUUUUAUCACUGAUAAAGGAUAAUAAUAGGCUUUAUUUUUUUCUUUUUCAAAUGACCUUCUUGUGCAGACAUUAUUUACAAUAAUUAUACAAGGGUGUCUAGAAUAGACCGUAUCCUGUAUUUCUAGGCUUUAACUGUUUCUAGAAUCUGUUGCUUCAUUAUUCUAAACGAAUCAUUUUUACGGCGCUGCGGUAGCCGAGCAUGAUUAUUAAAUAUGAUUAUUUGGCUCGAGUCCUCUGCGGCUUUAAUGCUUUGGGACACAUUUUGAUGAGUCUGAUUUGUUGCUGUAAAGGCUGAAGCUUUAAUAGUCAAUUUCAUUUCUGUGCUUCACAAACGAGCUUCUUUGAUGUUCAAAGAAACACAGCAGUAGAAUUCCGGAGCAGGAAGUCGUCCUUGGUCUUAUGUUCACUUGAAAGACAGCACCGUUGCUUUGAUUUCCACUGUGUAUUUCCUGCACUUACUUAGAAGGAGCUUGAAAAAUGAUUGCUUAGGAUUUUGGCUGGAGACGGUUUUAUUUCUACGCUGUUUUGCAAAUCUCCAUCAGAAUGGUCUGCUGUGUGUUUUUCUUCGUCCUGAUUCCUGAUUCUGGUUUUCUGACCUGAAGGUCUCAGGUCAAAAGUGGACGUUAUAUCAAUAUCUCCGAUGAUACGAAUACGAAGUUGUCAGUGAUUUCACUAAUGAGUUGAGUUGAAUUGACUGCCACUCUUAUCUUGUGGUCAUUUGGAAUGCAGCUUGUACACAUUCUCACACCAUGUCCAGUCCAAACAUAAUAGCAUUGUGUCUCAUGCUAGUUCACAUACCUGUGUACUAUUCUAGACCUUUAUUAAGUACUCAAAAUACUCACAUAGCCUCCAAAUCUAUAGAAAGGUCUAAUUUGCAAAGCUGGAUCCUCUAGAGUUGAGACUCAGCUCAUGACAACAAUUACGGUUCGAUGAUGGGAGAAUUUUUUCCGCAGUGUUUGAUUUUGAAAUUGUUACUUGGAAACCAGAUAAACGGGAGUUUUGCCAUCCAGUGGACGUCCCUUUUAAUCCUAUUGGUGUAUUCAAUCUAAGCAGGUCAAGUGUGUGACAAAUGCCACAAUAGAAAGUCAUGCAUCAAGUAUAACUGAGGCUUAACGUUGUUGAACGUCCAUGAGAGAAGUCAGUUCCUGUUAUCCUUUAGGUUAUAGUAGCUAUAAACAUCGUUCAGUCACCUGCCUGUCUGUUUUUCUUUCUUGAACCCAGAACCCGGAAAGCACAAACCCAUCCUGAAGACAUUCCCAUUGUGGAAAACUGGUAAAAAGCUCUGACAUUGAAGACUCCUUCCAAAAAACCCUUCCCUACAGAACAUCACUAUGUUAAAGAUCAUACAACUUCUCUAAAUAACGACACGCAUUUCACACAGUUUGUUAUCAGGCUUAGGUUCUGUGGUGUGUCCACAUCCAGACAAAAUCCCUGUUUCAGCUGUUAUUAUCGAAACAAUAACGUUAAUGUGUUAACCUUGCAGACGAAACACUCGGGGCUGAAUUCUGACCAAUCAGAUAUUAGCAGCGCUGUGGCAUGUACGGCAUUACUAAAAUCCCUCCAUGUAGGUUAUAUAACAACUGAAGCUUCCCACAAUGCAACUGUACGCAUCGACUGAUCUCCAUUCAGAGGAUUACCCAUUUGGGUUUACUCUGAGGCGCUCGAUACAAACUGAACUACCACUGAACCGACACCGGUGGUGCUGCAGGACAUGAGCUGUGGACAGAUCAGGUUCCACUAUCUACUCUCUCCACUUCCUUGGCAAGAUGGAGUGCAGUGUGGCUUAAUUAGGGUUUCGUUAGACCUCUUUAAUCCAAAAAUCACAGGCUUUUGUGAGCCGAAUCGGGAUCGUCUUCUCUCAAGUGAGUGCGCUGAGUUACUUCUGGGCCAUUACACUCCGAGAGCCUGUAGCGAGAGUGAGCUAUUUCCGUCUCUUAUAUCAGAGCUGGCAUGGGUACGACCCUGAGAGUCAGGCAUCACACACUGCCACAUUCACACACACACACACACACACACACACACACACACACACACACACACACACACACACACACAUUUCAGUCUAUUAGCUGAUAAACUGAGCACAUCAAUUAAUACAAGCCUACAGACUUCUGCUUAAUACAAAUGCUAUUCAUUUCAAGUGUGCAUUAAGCAGACAUUGCGUGCGUUUAUAAGAUUACCAAAUAAACACUUGUUUUAUGUUUUAAUAUUAUUGCUUAAUCAUUAUGGUUACAAACAAAAUGAUAAAGAAGAGCAAUUAAAAAUGAAAACAAACAAACAAACAAACAAAUAAAUAAAUAAACUUUCGCGUGACUUUUUAACUGCUCACUUUAAAACUGGAAAUAGGUGUGUUAAUAAAGGCAGGAGCCUUGCUAACACGUGCUGCUAGUGUUAACAGUCAAACAUAAAUAUGUGGAAGGUCCAAUUUGAGUCAUAAAAAAUAACUUUCCCCUGACUGAGAAAAAUAAUAUGUUUAAAGAUAACAAGACCAGGAAGUAUAUAAUUUAUUCUCCUCUUGAAGUUCAAAUCAGAUGUGGCGCUAGUCAAAAUAUAACCACUUCAGAUCGUCUUAUUUACAGACGUAAACAGAUCAGUUAGCAACAAACGAAGACGUGUGGCAUUCAGAUUCAGUCGAUUAUCUGCAUUGUCUGGAAUACUGAGCAAGGAACUUUAGAUUGAAUCCAUUCGGCUGAACAGUCUAUUUAACUCGUAAACCUCAGCAGUGGAACCACGACCGUUCUGUACGAGACGUCUGGGUCGUUGCGCAUAACAGCUUACAGAAAUGGCGAUGUAGCCUCAAGCAUUAGCACUGGCAAAGAGCCAACCCCAGGCUUUGUGCAUCUCAUCGCUGCCAUGUCACACGAAUGUGUGUUUGUGUGUGUCUAAUAAAUCAAGUCUAUUUAUCCCACACAAUUCAGUCUGCAUGGCGUAUAUUUCACGUACUUCUGCUUGAUUGAUAAGACUGUUAAUAACAUUGCUGCCAUAAAAUUGCCUUAUCAAGAAGAACACGUUUCUUGGAUCAACAUUCAGCGUAAUGUCAUCCGAGUCGAUCGACACUUCAUCUAGUUCAGACACGAAGUUGUGCAGCUCUGCAGUGAAGACAAGUAAAGCUAAAUAACAUAAUCUAAGUUUGUAUGCAUAGCUAGCUAGCUAAUGAAAAUUCAGCGCUGGAAAUCACAACCAACAUAAAGUCAAACUUUAUUUAAAUUAACGGUAAAUCAGCUUUAAUAUUCAGCUUCAAUAUUCUGUCCAGUGCUUUAUCUUCUUUUUGUGAAGGGAAUAUUUAAAGCUAGCUGUGAACACAAACUAUUAAGAGUGUUUGUUUGCUGUCGAUCAGGGCGCAUGGUGAUGACAUCACAGGCUGGUCGAAAGAAAUGUGUUUAUUACAGGAACGUGCCCUGACUUGAGAAAUGAUGUUCAAUGGAUAUUUAAAUGAAAGAGAAGUGUGAUACAAUUCUUUCUUUACACUACACAAACUUUGAGUUUCAAAUGCAGUCUUGUCAACAUCACAACGUCGCAUCUCUCACAUGUCAUUGCAUCAUCUGAUUCUGAUUCUAUGUGGGGUAUAAAAUGUCAGGUUGAUUUACAGCGAUGGUCAAUGAUUGUAUCAUAGAGGAUUCAGCGUUAUCGUUAAUAUCGUAUCAUUACCUUAAGAUGACCCUGAAUCUGUUAUCUUGUAUGAUGUGGAAGUGUGAUAUUUAGACCCCCUACUAGCUAUUCACUGUUGUCAUGGUAACUCUGUGCUAUUGUGUUACUUUAAGUUGUUGUAUAUUAUGUUUCACUACAAGCAAUUCAGCAAUGUUUCAUGCUAGAUUUGUCCUGAAAUUAGAUUUCCUGUCCAGUAUUUUUUUUUUGAUAAACUCAAACAUAUCAAUAACAGAUAUUGAAACUGUGCCAGCUCUAAAACAGUCCAAAAUGCUUGCUGUAAAUUUCUUUGUACACCUUAUCUAAAAUUCUCCAUACGUCCACACAAUGUGGGUCAGAGCAACGGCGUGUCUUAAAUAUUUUACACACCAGAAGGCGCAUACAUUAACAUACAACGCUCUAAUCACUGCCAAGUGAAAUCAUUAUGUUACCUUUUCUUAAUAAAUGAUCUGGAACAGGGUCACAUUUUCCACUG
Molecule: messenger RNA, 5512 nt
Organism: Tachysurus fulvidraco (yellow catfish)
Lineage: Eukaryota; Metazoa; Chordata; Actinopteri; Siluriformes; Bagridae
Gene: ube2ql1
Product: ubiquitin-conjugating enzyme E2Q family-like 1
Exons: 3
Coding region: 352-1146 (264 amino acids)
Source: RefSeq, a predicted model, not a curated record